GUCGCGAACCGGAGCGUGCAGUCUGAGGAGUAUCAAGGUAUAGCACGUUCACAGAGUCAGUAUACCGCCACAGACACUCUGCAAUCCAUCUCCAACUUGACCCACUGCCUCGCCCCAAUUGCAUCCCACAAUGAGGCAAGUCCACCAUGGCCCGACCGGUCUCUGAUUACACGUAUUCUCAGGCUGACUUGGGAUUCGCCGCUGUAGCUCCCCAAAGCGCCGUGUUGAUACAGAUGUCAUGAAACUGUAAGCAGCCAUCGUUCUGAGCGCUCGAGACUGCCCUACAACCCCAAAGAAACCACUCUGACGACUUGCCAUUUGCCACCUUGCGCCCCGCUGUUGCCAAUCUCCAGCCUCAUGUCCGACUACGAAGUCACCCUAGUCAACAACAAGAUGUCUGAAUUCUAUGUCCUCUUCCACGGCCCCACAGAAACUCCGUUCGAAGGCGGGGUCUGGAAGAUCCACGUAGAGCUCCCCGAACAGUUCCCGUACAAGUCGCCCAGUAUCGGGUUUAUGAACAAGAUCUUUCAUCCUAAUAUUGAUGAGAUGAGUGGAAGUGUUUGUCUGGAUGUGAUUAACCAAACGUGGUCGCCGAUGUUUGAACUCAUCAACAUUUUUGAAAUCUUCCUUCCCCAACUCCUUCGCUACCCGAACGCCGCCGAUCCCCUCAACGGCGAAGCCGCCUCCCUCCUAAUGCGCGACCCCAAAGGCUAUGCCCGUAAAGUCGAAUCCUACGUCGAACGCUACGCUUCGGCCCAAGACGCCGAUGAAGCUGGGGAAGAAGAUUCGGAAGAUGAGGAUGAGGGUCUACCGCGGCCGAAAGCCAAGGCGAAUGGGACGGAUGGAACAGCUGGGUCGGGGACGGGGACGAAUGGGCAUGCGAAUGGGAAGGGGGGUGGGAAUGCGGAGGAGGAGGAGGAGGAAGAGGAUGAUGAUGACAAGAUGAGUGAUAUGGGAGAGUUUAGUGAGGACGAAGAUGAUAUUAUGGGCAAGAUGGACAGCGACUAGAUGACUAGACUCCCAUCCCUCUUCCCUUCCCUUCCUCACAGAUCUUUGUCCUAUAGCAUAUCCCCCUCAACAUCAUCUUCACCCGCCAGCUUCAUUCCCUGUCCCCUUUGGCAUAUACCCUUAGUCUGGCAUCUGCCCAGAAGUAAUCCUCCAAAUGUUGUAUGAAUUGGUCAGUAACACAUUUCACCCCUCGGCCUCGGGUCCGGGUACCCUCAUGGAAGACGGAAAGUACACAUGACCGAGUCUGCCUUUGC
Molecule: messenger RNA, 1262 nt
Organism: Cryptococcus amylolentus CBS 6039
Lineage: Eukaryota; Fungi; Basidiomycota; Tremellomycetes; Tremellales; Cryptococcaceae
Product: ubiquitin-conjugating enzyme E2 8, variant
Exons: 4
Coding region: 358-1008 (216 amino acids)
Biological process (GO): protein polyubiquitination; ubiquitin-dependent protein catabolic process
Cellular component (GO): nucleus
Molecular function (GO): ubiquitin conjugating enzyme activity
Source: RefSeq, a predicted model, not a curated record